GGCUGUACAAUCAGCUUCUUCUGAAAGCAUGGCUCAAUGAAUGAACACUCUUCAUUUCAGGUAGCCAGCCAACACAACAUUGAGAUCACGUUUACAGAUACACAGACAGAUGGCUGACAAGCAGAUCAGUUUACCUGCCAAAUUGAUCAAUGGGGGAAUUGCUGGACUGAUUGGUGUGACAUGUGUAUUUCCUAUUGACCUAGCCAAGACCCGUCUCCAGAACCAGCAAAAUGGUUCCCGUCUCUACACCAGCAUGUCAGAUUGCCUUAUCAAGACCAUCCAAUCAGAGGGGUACUUUGGCAUGUACAGAGGUGCUGCUGUGAACCUGACUCUGGUCACUCCAGAGAAGGCCAUCAAACUAGCUGCCAAUGACUUCUUUAGACAGCACCUGUCCAAGGAUGGUCAGAAGCUCACCCUGCUGAGGGAGAUGCUGGCGGGUUGUGGUGCUGGUACAUGUCCAGUCAUCAUCACCACUCCCAUGGAGAUGCUAAAGAUCCAGUUACAGGAUGCAGGGCGGAUAGAGGCUCAGAGGAAGCUGAUGUCCCAGGCUGCAGUUGGGGCCCCUGGGGGCCCAGUGGAGUUGGGGUCCCAUACAGCAAUGCAGCUCACCCGGGAGCUGCUGAGGAGCCAGGGCAUUGCAGGGCUCUACAAGGGCCUGGGGGCCACACUCCUGAGGGACGUGCCAUUCUCCAUAAUCUACUUCCCCCUGUUUGCCAAUCUGAACAGUCUUGGUGGCCGUGGGGCUGAUGGCCCCGCUCCCUUUUAUGUGUCCUUUGCAUCAGGCUGCAUCGCUGGCAGUACAGCUGCUGUGGCAGUUAAUCCUGUGGAUGUGAUUAAGACCAGAAUUCAGACCAUGACACGGGGAAGUCAGGAGGACACCUACGGCGGAGUGACAGACUGCAUCAGGAAGAUUCUGCGCCAAGAGGGUCCCUCUGCUUUCCUGAAGGGGGCGUACUGCCGUGCUCUGGUCAUUGCUCCCCUCUUUGGCAUCGCACAGGUGGUCUACUUCCUGGGAGUGGGAGAAUUCCUUCUCAGCUUCCUGCCUCAACAGAACAACUAGUCUUGCACUCUCAUACACAGCCCACAUUGGAGCCAGGUAAUCUGUCACUUUCCUCUCAGACACAGCCAACAUUAGCCUAAGCCCUAAGGAGUUAGUCAGAGAGAGACAGAACGGUGUGUGUGUUCUAGACCAAAGUUUGUCCUUUGCACCUGUUGAGGGUGUUCUGAUAGGUCAUAAUUUAUUAUAUCCCCUACCUGAGAUGAAUUACUGUAAAUAUUUAAAUUUAGGUCUGAUUUAUAACUAUAUGAUAAUAAUUCAAUAUAAUUUCAAGUGUACUUUUAGUUGUGCUUUAUCAAGGUUUAGUCAUGGAAUUCUCUUUAUUGUUUGUACUAAGAUAAUGCUAUCAUAAUAUAUAAAUCUGUCAAACAUGACUGUACUGUAAUAUCUUCUGUCUGUAUUGAUGCUAUGUUUUCUUGUGGUUUUGUGGCUGUUUUGCACAGCUUCUGUACCUCUUUCCAAAUMGUGUUUCCCUCUUCAUCCAUAAAGAAGCUUUAGAAUUGCAUUCUUCUUCCAAGAAUGCACUGAGUAUUUCAUCACAGUGAUACUAAGAUCUGAUCUGAGGUGUAUUCACUAUUCAGGAUUACCAAAGAUAACAUAAGAUGUUGGCAGAUGUUGGAAACGAUGUACUCAAGCUGUGGGCUUUGAAAGAGUCAACAUUGCCUGCAGAAGACGUCGCUGGUUGGUGGCAUUGGUGAUUACACACCAAACACAAUUAGUUGCCCAGCCACCAUGUUGGCACCAUUUUGUAACUAGAUGUCAGUUCAGGGACCUGCCUGAAUUUGUCCGAUAGAAACUCUCACUUUCGUGGGCAAAAUGUUUUCCGUUUGAAGUAACCGGUUUCUGUUAGAAAACAUUUUGCAACAGACAAAACGUUUUGCAACAGAAUCUGCAUAAUGAAUACACCCCAGGGUUCUGAGAGUGGCCCUUCACUCAGCCAGAGUCAAGUCAUCAAAUCAAAAAGAUAAAAACCCACCCUUGACAUUUGUGCAAGCCCAUCGCCAUUAUCAUUACCGAAAGGUACAUUUGUAGACCCUGUAUGACCCUGUAUCAUAGUAACCUAGAUUCUAUAUUGUGCUGGUUCUUCACUGGACCGUUAUUCCCUCUUUUCAGGAGGACACAUGCACGUCCAAGCACUUUUAUGUCGCCACCCCUCUUCCCUCCCCUGUAGAUAUGGUGGGUGUUGGGUUAUCAGUUUGGAGUUGUGAAUAUGGAUGUACACUGAAGGUGUAAAACAGACUGACAGCUAUUGUAUUAUUCAUUUGAGGUAAAAUAAGAACAGAAAAAAUGUAUUCCCCUCGUAUAUAUUGCUGUCUGAAAAUAAUGAAUGGGAUUGUGCUACCRGUGUUGCCUUAUGAUUCUUUCUCUCUAUUUGUGUGACAGCCUUUGGUGUGUGGUUUGUCCUCAUUCUACCGUAACAAGUCUCAAGGAAAUCUGAAGAUUUCCCCUAGACUGUGGUAACCAAGGAAACAAUGGAGGGAUUGUUUGAUGCAUUUGCUUCACCAAAUUAAUCUAUCUCAGUAUCUCGCUGUCUCUGUCGGCCUGUCUCAUUCAUAAGGAACCAUUGUCAUGUGUCCAUCCAAUAGCCAGAUUCUCUAGUUCACAUGGGCAUGGCUUUCCUUGUGUCCUGUUGCUUUCUUGGCAAUAUCUCAUUUGGAGGAGAUCCAUUUCCCACCUGCAGUGUUUGUCUUUCUCCACUCCCAUGGAUACCACUCAGAUCCCAUUUGAAAACAAGCAAGCAGAGACACUGUGUAUAGAGGACACAUUAUUUACACCUUCCGUUGUUAUGUGGUUAUUACAGUGUUAGCAUCUGUCCAGUAGAUGGAGCAGCUACAAGCCGGCAUGCAUUUAAUGUAUACUGCAUUUCAUAGAAUUUAAUACAAUUACAAGAAGGA
Molecule: messenger RNA, 2952 nt
Organism: Salvelinus sp. IW2-2015
Lineage: Eukaryota; Metazoa; Chordata; Actinopteri; Salmoniformes; Salmonidae
Product: mitochondrial glutamate carrier 1
Biological process (GO): aspartate transmembrane transport; L-glutamate transmembrane transport; malate-aspartate shuttle
Molecular function (GO): L-glutamate transmembrane transporter activity; L-aspartate transmembrane transporter activity
Source: RefSeq, a predicted model, not a curated record